Haemonchus placei is the source of this 1524-nucleotide messenger RNA. The record is from the annotation of a GenBank genome assembly. NCBI's taxonomy places the organism in Eukaryota, Metazoa, Nematoda, Chromadorea, Rhabditida, Trichostrongylidae.
AUGAAGCGCAUGCUGUUGUUGUUUUUCUUUUGCUUGUUACUUCAUGCGGACCAAGAGGCAAUCGAUAAUGGAGGAUGGCAUACUGAGAAGAAUGACGUGGUUGGUCAAGAAGGGCCGUGCAAUCUAGAAAGACAUGAUGGCCAAGAUUUGACUCAGAAGGAAUUUUUGAAAAGAUACGCGUAUAGUGAGCCUGUAGUCAUCUAUAACAUUGAUAAUGAGGAAUUCCGCAAGCUCACAGCCAGAGGAAAAAUGCUUGAAGAUUGGAAAGACUCGCCUGUUACUUUGAAUUCUGCAAACACCUACAGUUACACCCGGAAGCCAACAACUUUUGGAGAUUAUAUCGAAAAUUGGCUUCACCCUCAGAACCGAGAUGCUCUGGGUAAUGAGACCAUGUAUCUAUUUGGAGAUAUCGAUCGAAAGCUGUGGGCACCUUUGUUAAGUGCUUACAAACUCCCACAAUGGUCACUUCCCGAACACUCUCCCGCACUCAGUUUUGGGAUUGCUGGCGCUGGAACAGGUGUACCAUUUCACUUCCACGGGCCAGUAUUUGCCGAGGUGAUUUAUGGGUCAAAAAAAUGGUUCUUAUACCCGUACGAAGAUAGACCGCAGUUUGAGCCAGAUCACACAACUCUGGAAUGGUAUUUGAAAGAAUAUCCUUCUCUUCCGCGAGAGAAACGUCCUCUUGAAUGUUUACUGAAGCCCGGGGAAAGCUCAAAGGUGAUGGCAUCGAGGAGGCGCGGUGUGGGUGUUGCUGCUGUUCAACGCAAGCAGGAAACGCAGGCAAAAUUCAAUGCUAAAGGAGAGCAGAUGGCCAGUGAACAGCUACAAAUGUUUUCGAAACAACUUGAGGAGUUCACUAUCAGGCUGGAACAGUUUGCUCAUCGUCAUCGCGAUGAGAUUCGAAAGAAUUCGCAAUUUCGUCGCCAUUUCCAAGAGAUGUGUGCUAGUGUAGGGGUAGAUCCCCUUGCUUCAGGAAAAGGCUUCUGGGCGGAAAAACUUGGUGUCGGAGAUUUCUAUUACGAACUUGCUGUUCAAAUUGUUGAGGUUUGUUUGUCCACUAGUCAUUACAACGGAGGAAUAAUGACUGUAGAAGAAAUAAGAAAUCGCUUGAUGCGUAGUAGGUCUCGAACGAGGAAAGAGACCAUUACAACGGAUGAUAUUCUUCGAGCUGUUGAUAAAUUGAAAGUACUGGGAGGCGGAUUUGAGCUUGUACCUCUGGGUGGAGGACGCUUUCUUGUACAAUCAGUUCCUGGUGAGCUGAGCAUGGAUCACUCACGAGUGCUUCAGCUAGCAGAGGACGCUGCAUAUGUUACAAAAGAACUUAUUAUUGAUAGAUUACGGUGGGACGAACCAAGAGCUCAAGCUGUUCUUGAUCAUUUAGUGAAGGAAGGGUUGGCCUGGGUGGACGAACAAGCUGCGGACACCGUUCAGUACUGGGUGCCUUCACUGUUUCUGCAGCAGCACUGUCAUUCUUCCAGUAGCACAAGUGUUUCGGAAAGCAUUCAAAGCAUGAGUGUGUACUAG